GAACCCAGGCGAGGGCAGUGCUGGGUAGGAGAGCCCGACCCGCUGUCCCUACCGGGCGGAGGCACCAUGGACUCACCCGCCAGGACCCCAGAUAGGGUCGGAAGCCCUGCCCGGCUGGCUGCAGCAACGCCCUGACACUCAGAGGACAGCCCAGGCGGGGCGAGCAACACCUGUCCCUAACAGCCAUGCACUUCGGCUGCUGCUCCCGGUCUCCCCCAUCCCCAGGUCCAAGAUGACACACAACAGCACCGGGGAGGUGCCCAGCUCCAUCCCCAAGGGGACCCUGGGGCUCUCCCUGGCCCUGGCAAGCCUCAUCGUCAUGGCCAACCUGCUCCUGGCCUUGGGCAUCGCCUGGGACCGCCGCCUGCGCAGCCUCCCUUCCGGCUGCUUCUUCCUGAGCCUGCUGCUGGCUGGGCUGCUCACGGGGCUGGCGCUGCCCAUGCUGCCCGGGCUGUGGAGCCAGAGUCGCCGGGGCUACUGGUCCUGCCUUCUCCUCUUCUUGGCGCCCAACUUCUCCUUCCUCUCCCUGCUCGCCAACCUCCUGCUGGUGCACGGCGAGCGCUCCAUGGCAGUCCUGCGGCCACUCCGGCCUCCUGGGAGCGCUCAGCUGGCCCUGCUCCUCACCUGGGCCGGCCCCCUGCUCUUUGCCAGCCUGCCGGCUCUGGGGUGGAACCACUGGACCCCUGGCACCAACUGCAGCUCCCAGGCCAUCUUCCCAGCCCCCUACCUCUACCUCGAAGUCUACGGGCUCCUGCUGCCUGCCGUGGGAGCCGCCGCCCUCCUCUCUGCCCAUGUGCUGGUCACCGCCCACCGCCAGCUGCAGGACAUCCGCCGGCUGGAGCGGGCAGUGUGCCGCGAGGCGCCCUCAGCCCUGGCCAGGGCCCUCACCUGGAGGCAGGCAAGGGCGCAGGCCGGAGCCACGCUGCUCUUCGGGCUGUGCUGGGGGCCCUACGUCGUCACCCUGCUCCUCUCAGUGCGGGCCUAUGAGCAGCGCCCAGCCCUGGGGCCCGGGACUCUGCUGUCCCUCCUCCCCCUGGGCAGCGCCAGUGCAGCGGCCGUGCCCGUGGCCAUGGGGCUGGGGGACCAGCGCUACACCGCCCCCUGGAGGGCAGCCGCGCGAAGGUGGCUGCAGAGACUGCGGCGAAGAGGCUCCCAGGGUGGGCCCGGGCCCAGUACUGCCUACCACACAAGCAGCCAAAGCAGCGUCGACCCAGACUUGAACUAGGGGAAGGGCCUGUGCGGACUCCUGCCAGAGCAUCCGCCAUCUCAGGCCCCAAGCCCAUCUCCACUGGUCCUCCUCUCUGGAUCAGAGUCCCUGUCCCUAUUUGACCCCACCCUGACCAAAUAAAGCUCCUCCAGCCGU
Messenger RNA from Carlito syrichta (Philippine tarsier), 1363 nucleotides. RefSeq names its product G protein-coupled bile acid receptor 1 (gene GPBAR1). Bases 233 to 1225 code for a protein of 330 amino acids. Gene Ontology annotation, biological process: G protein-coupled receptor signaling pathway. NCBI's taxonomy places the organism in Eukaryota, Metazoa, Chordata, Mammalia, Primates, Tarsiidae. The transcript has 2 exons. Gene Ontology annotation, cellular component: membrane. Gene Ontology annotation, molecular function: G protein-coupled bile acid receptor activity. The record is from RefSeq and is a predicted model, not a curated record.